Molecule: messenger RNA, 2015 nt
Organism: Scaptodrosophila lebanonensis
Lineage: Eukaryota; Metazoa; Arthropoda; Insecta; Diptera; Drosophilidae
Gene: Wnt6
Product: protein Wnt-6
Exons: 4
Coding region: 591-1811 (406 amino acids)
Biological process (GO): cell fate commitment; multicellular organism development; neuron differentiation
Cellular component (GO): extracellular region
Molecular function (GO): frizzled binding; cytokine activity
Source: RefSeq, a predicted model, not a curated record
AUCGCUCCUCGCACGCGUCUCAGUACGCCGGCAGCUUUCUCCCUGUGCGUACGAAUUUGAACGCACGCAGCAACAAAUUGAAAAACAACAACAAAAUACAACAACAAAAAACAAAUUGCAAACAAACCAAAUUUAAACAAUACGCGAAAAAGUGAAAAAGAGCCGCUAGAUCAAGAUCAAGAAUUGUGUGCGCAAUGUGGACGCUAUCGUCGGAGAUCGUCAGAGAUCGUCAGGUGCGCGUCGCUUCGUCAUCAUCGCCAGUUUUUGGGGCAUUCCGUAAUGCCCUCAGUGCAGUGCAGUUAAACAAAUUUCUGCCAUCUGACAUCUACUGAGGUCCAACACGAAACGGCUUGUUGCCUGAUUUAUUCGCUCGUCAAAACUUUGUUCGUGCCCGUUACCGUCGCAUUUUUGUUGUUGACUUCUGCCCGAAAAUUUGUAUGAGCAAAUCAACGUAAUACCCGGCAAUAAAAAAGCUUAACUACCUGUAACUGAACCCGAACCCGAACCUUAACUGAACUGAACUGAAUUGUUGAGUAGAGCGAGCGAGCACAUUUGUUUGUGUUGUGUUGUGCUUGCGGCUGCGAAGCGAUAUGCGGUUAUUCAUGGUAAUUGCAAUCUUGAUAUUUGCAAUGCCAAUGACUGGAUUCGGUUGGGCCGAGGGCACAAACAUCUUACUCGAUCCAAAUCUAAUGUGCAAAAAGACACGUCGUCUGCGUGGCAAGUUGGCCGAAAUCUGCCGGCAUGAUUCCGCUCUACUCAAAGAGAUAAUCAAUGGCAUCAGUCUGGGCUUCCGAGAAUGCGAAUAUCAAUUUCGUAAUCGUCGCUGGAACUGCACAGUGCUGCGCAAGAGCAUGAGGAAAAUUUUAAUGCGCGACUCCCGCGAAACGGGCUUUGUGAAUGCCAUCACAGCGGCAGGUGUUACCUAUGCAGUGACCAAGGCCUGCACCAUGGGCCAGCUGGUCGAGUGCUCCUGCGACAAAUCCCACAUGCGACGCAAUGGCGGCCAGCCCCAAAUGGUGAACGCAGCAACGGCGGAAGCGGCGCUUGAGCGCCAACAGCAGGCGGCGCUGCUGCGCCAGCAACCACAACAGCAUCCUCCGAAUAGCACAGCAGGCAGCACAGCGAUGGGCAGGCUCAGAAAUCGAGCAAAUGGCGGCGGCAAACGUGGCCGUCGCAAAUUCUGGGAUAACAUUAAGUUCCCCUCGGGCGAAUGGGAGUGGGGCGGCUGCAGCGAUAAUGUGAACUUCGGCCUGCGACACUCGCGCGCCUUCCUGGAUGCUAAGCAGCGACAGCGACGCAGCGAUUUGGGAACGCUGGUCAAGCUGCACAACAACAAUGCGGGACGACUGGCCAUUCGGGACGCCAUGAGACUGGAGUGCAAGUGUCACGGCCUCUCCGGCUCCUGCACGGUCAAAACCUGCUGGCUGAAGAUGCCACCGUUUCGCGAGGUGGCAGGACGUCUGCGCGACAGAUACGACAAUGCCCGGAAGGUGGCCCUGCGGAACGAUGGCAACAGCUUCAUGCCCGACACGCCACACACCAAGCAGGCGAACAAAUACCAACUGGUCUAUGCUGAUGAUUCCCCAGACUUCUGCACGCCCAACCCGAAAACAGGCGCCCUGGGCACUCAGGAUCGGGAAUGUAAUGCCACAUCGACGGGGGCCGAUAGCUGCGAUCUGUUGUGCUGCAGUCGCGGCCACAAACAUCGGGUGGUGCCCGAGUCGACCAACUGCAAGUGCGUCUUCAAAUGGUGCUGUGAGGUGACCUGCGAGAAGUGUAUCGAACAUCGGGAGGUCAACACGUGCCUCUAGACACCACCAGGAUCGGAGAUCGGGGGGGAGAAGCGGAAGAAUAAGAAAGGAACCACUUAGGAGUAGUCGUAGUAGUCAUGAACAUUGAAAGCUUUCCAUUUCGCGUGAUAACCACAGUAACAAACAACGUUUUGCUGCAGUCCAUUCUUAAGUAUUAUCGAAAGUAUCUUAGCAGUUUGUAUAUAGCAUAGCGAUCUUAACCAU